CUCGCUUCUCCUUCAUUUCCCUGACCUUCCCAAAUCGCAGAAAAUCGCCGAUCUACUCGGCGGUUCUAGGAUUUCUACCCUAUUUUUUCACGAUCCUUGGAUUUCUUCUUCUUCUCUCUGAUCUGCCCCGGAUUCGAAGGAAUAGAGCAAGGAUUUUCAGCGAUUUCGCUCGAUUUCUUUCCAAUUUGCGGUUUACAUCGGGAUUCGAGACUCGGAUUGGGUUCUCGAUCUGCGAUCCGUCAGGGAUUUGAAGAAAAAGGCGUAUUUUUUGUUUGUUUGUUUGUUUUUUUUUUUCUUCUUCUUCUGGAAUUCGAAGAAAUCAAGCGAUUUUAGGAUUUUCUUUCUGGAAUCAUCUGAUUCGCGAGGGAAAAAAGCAGUUUUUUUUUUUUUUAAAAAAUAAAUUUAGAGAGGAUUUUUCUGUUUCUUUUCUCCAAAGGAGGAGAUUUCUAGGGUUCGAAAUUCUCAGUCGGAGAAAAAGAGGGAUUUUUAGGGUUUUUUAAUUGGAAGAUGUCUUCGACGGCGAUGUCGUCUUCUUCCUACUGGUGUUACCGCUGCAGCCGAUUCGUCCGUGUGUGGGACCGAGAUGCCGUCGUCUGCCCCGACUGCGACGGUGGAUUCAUCGAAGAGGUGGACCACCCGCCACGGCCCACCCCACGCCGUCGAUUCCCCUCCGCAGCCAUGUACAUGCUCGGCAACCGCCCCAAUUCCGAUCAGACUGCCGGUCUCGGGUUCCGCCGCAGCCGUCGCAACGGUGGUGAUCGUUCGCCGUUCAAUCCCGUGAUCGUUCUCCGAGGCCCAGCUGAUGGGGGAGGAGCGGAGGCCGGCGGUGGUGGUGUCGCUGGCGGUGAGCGAGGAAGCUUCGAGCUCUAUUACGAUGAUGGUGCGGGGUCUGGCCUCCGGCCGCUGCCCACAAGCAUCUCGGACUUCUUGAUGGGGUCCGGAUUCGAUCGGCUGCUGGAUCAGCUGGCCCAGAUUGAAAUCAAUGGUGUUGGGCGCUGCGAGCAUCCCCCGGCAUCGAAAGCUGCUGUUGAAUCAAUGCCCACGAUUGAGAUCGUCGAUAGCCAUGUCGUCACGGAAUCGCACUGUGCCGUCUGCAAGGAACCGUUCGAGCUUGGAUCAGAGGCCCGUGAGAUGCCUUGCAAGCACAUCUACCACUCGGAUUGCAUCCUCCCCUGGCUUUCACUCCGUAAUUCAUGCCCUGUCUGCCGCCAUGAAUUGCCAACAGAUGUCCGCGGCCGGAGCUCGCCAGACUUGGAUAGAUCACCAGACCAGCAAUCGCCAACCGCUGCUGAGGAAGAGACAGUGGGGCUGACAAUAUGGAGGCUGCCAGGCGGUGGGUUUGCCGUUGGGAGGUUUUCAGGUGGUCGUCAGGCUGGGGAACGGGAGCUUCCCGUUGUCUACACAGAAAUGGAUGGUGGUUUCAACACAGGCGGUGCCCCGAGGAGGAUCUCAUGGGCUUCAAGAGGGAACCGGUCGAGAGAGAGUGGUAGACUUAGACGGGCUUUCCGUGAUUUCUUCUCCUUUUUUGGGUGGUUACGGCCCUCAUCUUCGAAUACAGAAUCUGGGUCUUCCCGCAGAUCGCGAAGUUUGGUUUUCAGUAGAGCCUCGAGGAGGCGUUCUGGCACUUGGGCAUUGGAAGACGGCAAUGGGAUCUCCAGAUGGUGAUAAGAAGGGGAAGACAGUGGAAAACGCUUAUGUUUUUUCAUAUGGAUUUCUUGUUUGAUCGUCGAUCAUGGUAGUUGUUUGCUUUUGUCUUCAAUCAGAAAAAAAGAAGAAAAGAUCUGUAAAAGUUAUGGUUUUUAAUUUCUGCUGUAAAUACCAACAACGGCGUCAAAUGCAAUGCAUGAAGCAAGAAGAAUUGAGAAAUUUCAUGGUUGGGUUGGAGCCCUUAAUAAUUCAAGAAGUGGAAUUAGAGAUGAUGAUGAUGAUGAAUGUUGACAAAGACUGCGUAUGGAAAGUAAGAAGGUACAUGCCUCUCAUGUACUGUCUUCUGUAUGCCUAUUUGCAAUCAUAUGUUUUGAAAUUCAUUUGAUUCUACUAUUACUUUUGCAUGAAUCCUUAUUUCAUUUCCUAUAAUCUUCUGUGAUAACUUCAAUUUGAGGACAUCAGUUCUUCCCUUUUUAAGAAAAGAUGUUGAUUUUGUUGAGGUCA
Magnolia sinica is the source of this 2151-nucleotide messenger RNA. Its product is annotated as E3 ubiquitin-protein ligase RDUF1-like. Lineage: Eukaryota; Viridiplantae; Streptophyta; Magnoliopsida; Magnoliales; Magnoliaceae. Gene Ontology annotation, cellular component: cytoplasm. Bases 508 to 1665 code for a protein of 385 amino acids. The transcript has a single exon. The record is from RefSeq and is a predicted model, not a curated record. Gene Ontology annotation, molecular function: ubiquitin protein ligase activity. Gene Ontology annotation, biological process: protein ubiquitination.